CCACUUCCGCCAGCUGCGCCUCCCCCCAGCUCCUCCCGCCCUGCGCGGCAACCACUGAGCUCCUCUGCCAGCGCCGUGGGAAGCGAGCAUCCCGACAGGGGAACCCUGCGGCAGCCAGCCCCGCUCCUGCCGGGCUUCUCGCCGCUUGCACGGUGAAGUUCAUAAGCUUCUAAAAUGUCAUCAGUCAAACACCUAGUAUAUGCCAUCAUCCAUUUCUUGAGAGAACAGAGUCAGCUGGAUACUUUCACUUCAGAUGAACAAGAAAGCUUGGAAGUUGCAAUUCAGUGUUUGGAGACUGUUUUUAAGAUUAGCCUAGAAGAUACACAUCUUGCAGUGCCACAGCAGUUGACAGAAGUGUUCUCAAAUUCUUUUCACAAGAAUGACAUGUUCCCUCUCUCCGAUUCAUUGCCAGAAGAUAUUGAAAAGGCUGACCAGCUGAAGGAUGAAGGUAAUAAUCACAUGAAGGAAGAAAAUUAUGUUGCUGCAGUGGAUUGUUAUACUCAUGCUAUAGAGCUGGAUCCAAAGAAUGCAGUGUAUUAUUGUAACAGGGCUGCUGCUCAAAGCAAGCUCAACAACUACAAUGAAGCAAUAAAAGACUGUGAGAGAGCAAUAGCAAUAGAUCCAAAAUACAGCAAAGCCUAUGGGAGAAUGGGGUUAGCCCUGACCUCUAUGAACAAAUACCAAGAAGCAAUUACCAGUUACCAAAAAGCACUGGUUCUGGAUCCAGAAAAUGACUCUUACAAGUCAAAUAUGAAAAUAGCUGAACAGAAACUAAGAGACCUCUCCAGUCCUACUGGAACAGGACUGAGUUUUGACAUGGCAAGCUUGAUAAACAACCCAGCGUUCAUUAGUAUGGCAGCAAGUUUAAUGCAGAAUCCUCAAGUUCAACAACUAAUGUCGGGGAUGAUGUCCAAUGCCAUUGGUGGCCCUGCUGCAGGUGUUGGUGGCCUAACUGAUCUGUCAAGCCUGAUACAUGCGGGACAGCAAUUUGCACAACAGAUACAGCAGCAGAAUCCAGAGCUCAUAGAACAACUGAGAAAUCAUGUCCGGAGCAGAUCUUUCAGUGGCAGCACUGAAGAGCAUUCCUGAUUUCAAGGAGGCAUGUGGUUGUAGAACUAGAAAUGUGAAUGGUAUAUAAUCCCAAAAUGCACACAAUAGCUAGUAGCAAAUGCAUCAUUGUAACUACUAUGUUUGGACAUGAGACAGAAAAUCCUUUGUGUCUGUUUGUUAAACAGAUCUGUUGCACACAAGUUUGAACAUAUGUGUAUAUAUAGUGAAUUCUUUAUAAAUUAAUAUAUAUAUUAAAUACAUUGACUUAAACUUCCGGUAUAUAAAAAUGAUCAUAUUUAGGCUUUUCAAAUUAAAUGAACACUAUCUAUUAAUGGAUGUUAAAACUUGCCAUCUCUUUUAAAGAAAGACUACUUACUAUGGACCAACGCUGUGCAUUGGAGCGAUCUACAGGGCUGCUGUGGGGGGAAGUGAGUCUAAUGCUUUAAUGGGUGCUGGUAUGCCUGCAUAGAAAUUUAGUUUUAAAAAUGACAUUGUAAAAGGCCAAUUGUUCAGUAGUGAAGGUUUGCAUAGCUCUGCUUCUUACCAGAUCUGCUAUGAAACAAUAGAUCUGACCAACACUCCGCUUCUUGUGAUGAGCCUAUGGGGGUGAUGGAGUGCAAUGUGGAUUUAAAACAUGUGCCGAAGGGUCAGUCCUGUGACUCUGUAGCUCUGAGAGUCCCUAGGGUUUGUUGAGAGGUUUUUGCUAUCAGCAUCAUGCCUUUCAACUUUACCUGAUGGGAAGAAGGUGGGGGUAGAGUCUAGGGAUGAUUAAGAGUUGCGCAUACAGAGGGAUGAUAAAACUGUGGUAGGAGGAAGAUGUGUAGCAAUCAGUGGAGGAGACCGGGCCAAGGGAGAAGGAAAGAGGAAUUUCUACUGCUGUAUGUGUCCCAAAAUCAUCUUAGUACCCCUGGAGGUCUCCAUUAUGGCACUAAAAGCAUAGGGAUGGAAAGUUGUGCUUCAUUCUUGUGUGUAUACAACAUGAGUUUAAGAAUCCUUAACUGUGAUUAGUUAAACUGGUCACACACCUGACAAGUCAUUAGCACUGAAAACUUAGGUAAUUAGAACAAAUCAAUUUGUACCGUAGUGUGGGUAAAUCACUUGCCUAGGAAAAAAACAGUUAAGGAUUUUUGAAGAUUAAUUAUAUAACUUGUAUAUUUUAAAGAAGUGAUUAAUGGUGAAAGGGCCAUGAAAUAGUUCUUCCAGUCUGUGUUCCUCUUCCCAGCUCUUCUAACCUGAAACUUUCAGACCUCCUUGUUUUUCUGUUUUUGUUUUUUUUUAAUAUUUUGUAACCUGUUUCCUUUCCGUUUGCUGUUCAUGCCAUCUACUGCUGCUGGAUACACUUAAGCUUAGUCUAUUCCAGUGUUUUUCAAUGACUGGUCCAUAGACCUGCACCGGUCCCUGAGAUCUCCCUGCCACAGUUUAGGAAGGCAGUAAGCUGAUCCCUAGUAUCAAAGAGGUUGUGAAGCACUGGCCUAUACUAUUUCCUUUUGUCAGUAUAACUACUGUGUCACUCAGGGCUGUGGAAGAUCCAUACUCCUGAGCAAUGCACUUAUACUGACCUAACCUCUGGGGUAGACAGCAGUAGAUUGACAUAGCUAUCGCUUCUCAGGAAGGUGGAGUGCCUGUGCUGACUGCGGAAUCUCUCUCGCAUAUGUAGUGUCUUUGCUAAGAACUAGUGAGAAAACAUUGCGUGGAAUGUAAGCGAGAGCAGAAUUUAGAACUAAGGCAGAAGCUCCUUUCUGAGUUUGGUGAUGGGAGGGUAAAAAUUCCCAAUUUUGUCAGGCUGUAUAUAUUGCACAGGGGGAAAUUUGCAGACAUGAAAAUCAGACUAACAUCCAUUGCUUAAGACACUUUAUAUUUUAUUCAUUAAAUAACUCUUACAUGGCAUUAGAUUAUUAGCUUUAGUUUUUCUAAAAAGAAUGCUAUUUAUAAUUGCACUGCGUGCUCAUUAAUAUAUUCUGGGGUGCAUUGGAGAUAUUAGGCAAACAUCUCUAAGCUCUAAAUUGAAUCAGUGCUUUUCUGAUUUAUUGGCUGACCACAUGGAAAGAAGUGUUUACACUGGCUAUGUGUCUGCCUUGGGGGGAACUAACUUAUGUAUGUACUUUAGAUUUUUUCAGUUGUAGUUCAGGUAACUAAUAUCUGCCUUUAGGCAGAUUGUUUUUACUAAAAAAGAAAUUAUUGCUUUUUAUAAAAAAAAAACAGAGAAUUGAUUAAGCCCCAAACAAUAUAGUUACAUUAGGAAUCUACAGAUGCAGAAAUCAUUUGGCAGAUUUUUUUCCAUAAUGCACUCUUUGAACAGACUAUUUACACAGUGUAUUCUCCACUAUACUUCACCCUUCCAGAUUUUCAGCAACUCCAAGGUCAAUUCCAGUUUUUUUGCACUAAAUUUAAUAAAGGAAAACAAAACAAAACAAAAGUGGGGCUUUACAGAAGCUAAGGAUGUGAUGCAGCAUAUUUACCCUUGUGUUCUGACAAUCUUCAUUUAAUAUUUUAGUUUUCUUACGCUCUCCUACUAAAAAGUCGUUUCUAGUAGAGUGUCUUUAAUGAUGGUUAAGUAUAAUAAUCCUAAACUAUACUCUUCUGUAUAACAAUGAUAUAAACAACGGUUGGCUGUAGGGGUUCAAAACAGCCACUCUUUCUGCUUCUAGUUAUAUGUACAUGCAGCUACUGAGUAUUUUGCAGAUGUCUGUGUUCUGGUAGAGCCAGCCCUGUCAAACUGCUCUGUAGUUAUCACUAAUGCUAUGAACUGUACUCUUGGAACCAUGCUUAUUAGAAGUCGUAACUUCCAUUUCACAUACCACACUGUUAAGAACGUGAGUCUUAUUCCAGCAUCUGUAACAAGAAUGCUUGUUUUUAGAUUUUUGAUGGUAUUACCUGAUGCAGAAACAUGCCACAAUUGACAAUAGAAAACUUGCAACCGUCUAUUAUAUUUUGCAUAUGGAGCAGAUGGGACUUUAUAGCUCAAAAAAAAUAGAAAUUCCUUAAUGGACAGUAGCUGUCAUUAACUACUCUUUCCAUUUAAGUCCAGGAAGAGUUUUCAUUCAUGCUAAAAUGUAUUUUGCCACUCUGCAGGCUACAUGUUCACAAUGUCAUGACUUGUUUUAAUCAGUGAUUGAAGAGAGAGCUUGGGUACUUUGAAUGUUGAAAAAACUUCAUACUGAUAAGUGGUAAACCAUCACCUAAACAAAUAUUGCUUUCCUUUUACACCAAAUGCAGUUUAUCAGUGACCUAAAUAAAUAAUUAUGCAUUUAAAAUUUGUUUGGUUUGUUUGGUGCAGCAACAAAUUCAUGUGGUAAGCAGUGGAAAAAGGGAAAAUAUCUUGCAAAAUAAUUUAGAGUUUACUUUAUUCACACACUUAAAAUAUGAAUUUAAAACA
Messenger RNA from Chelonoidis abingdonii (Abingdon island giant tortoise), 4426 nucleotides. RefSeq names its product small glutamine rich tetratricopeptide repeat co-chaperone beta (gene SGTB). NCBI's taxonomy places the organism in Eukaryota, Metazoa, Chordata, Testudines, Testudinidae. Gene Ontology annotation, biological process: post-translational protein targeting to endoplasmic reticulum membrane. Gene Ontology annotation, cellular component: TRC complex; membrane. The record is from RefSeq and is a predicted model, not a curated record. Gene Ontology annotation, molecular function: protein binding; molecular adaptor activity.